This is a messenger RNA of Austrofundulus limnaeus, 1713 nucleotides long. It is a transcript of the gene kcnk2a, whose product is annotated as potassium channel, subfamily K, member 2a. The coding region runs from base 337 to 1587 and encodes 416 amino acids. Gene Ontology annotation, biological process: potassium ion transmembrane transport; stabilization of membrane potential. The record is from RefSeq and is a predicted model, not a curated record. Gene Ontology annotation, cellular component: plasma membrane. Gene Ontology annotation, molecular function: potassium ion leak channel activity; outward rectifier potassium channel activity. Lineage: Eukaryota; Metazoa; Chordata; Actinopteri; Cyprinodontiformes; Rivulidae. The transcript has 9 exons.
UCACAGCUCCAUCCGCGCGCUCAAAAGCUGGAGCGUCAGAGCGCACGAUGCUGGAGAGCUGAAACAGGAGAGGCUCAGAGAGGAGAGAGCAGAGAAAAGUCUUCACUGCUGCAGGUGGAGGCAUCAAACCACCUUCCUCACGCAGCAGGACCAGAGUCUGCAGCGGUGAAAGUCGAGCACAGAAGCCGGGAGAAGACGGAGCGCCGGUCAGUCCACCUUCCUCCUCCUCCUCCUCUUCCUCAGUCCCCCAGAGGAGGAAAGAUUCCCCUAAACGCAGUGAGAGGCUCGGAUGAGGAGAUCCGGAGGGCGGAGGGCAUUGGAUAGCCAACACCGACCAUGGCAGCUUCAGACUUAUUGGACCCCAAAUCUGCCGCUCACAACACGAAGCCCCGCCUCUCCUUCUCCACAAAGCCAAUCACCCUGACUUCUCGGGAGGAAAACGAGGUGGUGGUGGUCACAGUGAUGAAGUGGAAAACAGUGACAGCCAUCUUCCUCCUGGUGGUUCUGUACCUGGUGAUUGGAGCAGCUGUCUUCAGGUCUCUGGAGCAGCCUCACGAGAGCGCCCAACGUUUGGCCAUCCUGACCCAGAAGCUGGAGUUCCUGUCCCAACAUACCUGUGUCAACCAGAGCCAGCUGGAGGAGCUCGUCAAGCAAGUUGUGUCUGCGAUGCGAUCCGGRGUGAACCCUGCAGGAUCCCUGAACAAUCACAGCAGCCUGUGGGACCUCAGUUCUGCCUUCUUCUUUGCUGGAACCGUCAUCACAACCAUCGGUUUUGGGAACACGUCUCCACACACUGAAGGUGGAAGAAUAUUCUGUAUCAUUUACGCUCUGCUGGGAAUACCUCUGUUCGGUUUCCUCUUGGCUGGUGUGGGAGAUCAGCUGGGCACCAUCUUUGGUAAAGGCAUUGCCAAAGUGGAGAAAAUGUUUGUGCGCUGGGACAUCAGUCAGACAAAGAUUCGGGUCAUCUCCACGCUGCUCUUUGUUCUCUUCGGCUGCUUGCUGUUCGUGGCUCUUCCAGCAGCCAUCUUCAAACACAUCGAGGGCUGGUCGGCGCUCGAGUCCCUUUACUUUGUCGUCAUCACCUUGACUACGAUUGGUUUUGGAGACUUUGUGGCAGGUGGCUCGGACAUACAGUAUCUGGACUAUUACAAACCAGUGGUCUGGUUCUGGAUUCUGGUGGGUCUGGCCUACUUUGCAGCUAUCCUCAGCAUGAUCGGAGACUGGCUUAGAGUCAUCUCCAGAAGGACAAAAGAAGAGGUGGGGGAGAUCCGAGCCCACGCAGCAGAGUGGACGGCUAAUGUUUCCGCAGAGUUCAAAGAAACACGGCGUCGCGUCAGCGUGGAGAUCUACGAUCGGUUCCARCGAGCCGCUUCGAUCAAACGCAAACUGUCCUCAGAGCUGGGAUUCAGCUCAGCGCCUGAGCUCACGCUGCCCAAGAGGACCAUGUCGGUCAACUUCACCGACGAACGGGAGAGGAACGAGAAGGAGAGCGGCCUGCUGGACCUGACCACACCGCUGGUCAGGAACGGAGGGCUGCUCAUGAAUGGCCUGGACCCUGAAAGAGGGGACCUCUUUACAAAAAYAUGAACGGCUUUUAUUUAUACGUCAAAAAGAGAUGAGCUGCACUUUGUGACUGAAGUGAAGUCAUUUUCACUCUUCUUWAUGGAAACAAGAGGUCAAUGUCUUGGAUCUGUUCUCUUCUUGUCCCGCAAA